Messenger RNA from Aspergillus tubingensis, 1161 nucleotides. Its product is annotated as putative protein transport membrane glycoprotein Sec20. The record is from RefSeq and is a predicted model, not a curated record. Lineage: Eukaryota; Fungi; Ascomycota; Eurotiomycetes; Eurotiales; Aspergillaceae. Gene Ontology annotation, molecular function: SNAP receptor activity. Gene Ontology annotation, cellular component: SNARE complex; endoplasmic reticulum. Gene Ontology annotation, biological process: retrograde vesicle-mediated transport, Golgi to endoplasmic reticulum. The transcript has 3 exons. Bases 1 to 1161 code for a protein of 386 amino acids.
AUGUCCGGCAUCACCGAUUUACAAGCUCGCUUGAAAGAGCUCUCCACAGCUCUGUCUCAUAUACAUCCCCUGGUUUCUCGGUUAAAGGGCUUCACGACUGCGGUUGGACAGGGAGAUCAGCCUCGUCUGGAACUGGGGACGGAAAUCCAUACUCGUCUGAAAGAAGCGGAGGAGCAAUUGGAGUUGCUGAAGGUCGAAGUCGAGGCUCUGGAGGCUGCAGCGGAUACGCGGCGCAAGGGUGUGGAUAAUGAGAAGGAGUCGGAAAGAGAACGGGUCAUCGCCUUGGCUGGACGACUGGCGGAUGAUUUGAAGAGAACGAGAGGAGACUUCCGGAACGCACAAUUACAAGCGAAACGGAACGCUGAAGUUGCCCGACGAAAAGAGCGAGAGUUACUAUUCACGAGAUCUCAAAGUGCGGAGAGGAAGAAGCAGUCGAGUGAGAAAUUGACGCAGGAUGAUAUCGUCAUGAAUGCUUCGAAUGAUGUUACGGCUGCGCUGAGACGGACGCAUCAGCUGAUGCAGGCGGAGCUGUCGCGGAGUCAGUUUGCGCAGGAGACGUUAGAACAAUCGACUGCUGCGCUUUCCUCGCUGUCAGAAUCUUACACAGAUCUCGAUUCUCUGAUUUCGUCGUCGCGCAACCUCAUCGGGUCUUUGCUCCGCUCGCAAAAGUCGGAUACGUGGUACCUUGAGACGGCUUUCUACAUUCUGGUGGGCACCAUUAUUUGGCUUGUCUUCAGGCGGAUAUUAUACGGUCCCUUGUGGUGGCUUGUCUGGCUGCCCAUCAGGCUGUUCGCGAGGUUUACGUUUGCUAUUUUGGGCGUCGUUGGGAUUACUGGUAAGGCUGUUCAGUCUUCUGAACCUAGUACGAUGCUCGAAUAUGUGCCGCAAGAGACUCCAGUAGUUGAGCACAAGGUGGAGCCGAACGUUCAAAGCGCUGAGGGCGAAGCGGUAUGGGAUCAAAUUCCGGUUGCGGAUGAGGCAGAGGAGGACCGCUUAAUCGAUGAGAUCGGCAAAAUGGUGGAAGAAAGCGAGGAGCAGGAGGAGACCAACAUUGAUGACAUUUCUGAAGAGGAAAGGCAAAGGCAGGCGGAGUUGCCCCGGAAUCCUAAGAAGAGGAUGUUUGAGGCGACGGAUAUACCACAGCAGAGGGACGAACUAUAG